CCAGCAUGAACCUGAAGAAGUAUUUUGUUCGAGCACUGCACCGUCUGCAGAAAGGCCCUGGCUACACAUACAAAGAGCUGCUGGUCUGGUACUGUGACAACACCAACACACACGGCCCCAAACGCAUCAUCAGAGAGGGGCCAAAGAAGAAAUUCAUGUGGUUUUUCUUAACUUUGCUCUUCGCAUCUCUGGUCUUCUGGCAGUGGGGUAUCCUCAUUAACACGUACCUCUCCUACAGUGUCACUUCAUCUCUUUCGAUUGGAUUUAAGACUAUGAAGUUCCCAGCAGUCACAGUCUGCAAUGCCAACCCUUUCAAAUACUCAGAGGUGAAGCCGCUGCUGAAAGAGUUGGACAAACUCAUAGACGCGGCUCUAGACAGGAUCCUGCAGCCCACGCAGGGGGACUCCAUCCUGCCCCCGCCACUGAACAGCAGCGACGACAUCUCCGAGACACUGGAUCUGAACCUGUGGAACCAGAUACCGCUGGUCCUCAUUGACGAGCACGACAAAGACCAUCCCGUCAUCGUGGAUAUCUUUGAGACCAACCAGACUGGCCCAGGGAACCAGACUGUUGCUCCUCCUGACACAUCCAACACAACAUCCGAAGGAAAAAAAUACAAACUGGCAGUGAAACUGUGCAGCUACGAGGGCUCCAACGACUGCAUCUACUGGAACUUCACGAGCGCGGCGCAGGCCGUGACCGAGUGGUACAUCCUGCAGUCCACCAGCAUCCUCUCCAAAGUGCCGCUGGAGGAGAGAAUCAGGAUGGGCUACCAAGCAGAGGACAUGAUCCUGGCAUGUCUCUACGGGGCCGAACCCUGCAACUACAAGAAUUUCACCCAAAUCUAUCAUCCAGACCAUGGGAACUGCUACAUCUUUAACUGGGGCAUGGAUGAGGAGGCUUUGAAUUCUUCCAACCCUGGAGCUGAGUUUGGGCUGAAGUUAAUUCUGGACAUCAGCCAGCAAGAUUAUAUCCCCUACCUGUCAUCAGCUGCCGGGGCUAGACUAAUGCUGCACCAGCAGAAGAGCUUCCCAUUUCUUAAGGAUCAGGGCAUCUAUGCAAUGGCUGGGACGGAAACCUCCAUCGGCUUCUUAGUGGAUGAACUGGAACGAAUGGGUUAUCCCUACAGUGACUGCACUAUGAAUGGGUCUGAUGUCCCAGUAAAAAACCUAUAUAGUGAAUAUAAUACUUCCUAUUCCAUACAGGCUUGUCUGCGCUCUUGUUUCCAAUAUCGCAUGGUUGAAAUCUGUGGAUGUGGUCACUAUAUGUUUCCUUUACCUGAAGGGGUAAAUUAUUGCAAUAAUGAAGAUAACCCAGGUUGGGCAUAUUGCUAUUCAUCACUGAGAUCAAGUGUAGGACACAGACAGUUUUGUAUUGACUCUUGUAAGGAGACAUGCAAUGACACGCAAUAUAAAAUGACCAUCUCCAUGGCAGACUGGCCAUCGGAAGCUUCAGAGGACUGGAUUUUCCAUAUAUUGUCUUACGAAAGGGACAUGUCAACAAAUGUGACUCUGGACAGAAACGGAGUCAUCAAGCUGAACAUCUACUUCCAGGAGUACAACUACCGGACCUUCUCGGAGUCUGCUGCCACCACCAUCGUGUGGCUGCUGUCGAACCUGGGAGGCCAGUUCGGCUUCUGGAUGGGGGGCUCUGUGCUCUGCCUCAUAGAGUUCGGGGAGAUCAUCAUCGACUCGCUGUGGAUCACCGUCAUCAACGUCAUCAGCUGGUGCAAGGGCCUGAAGCAGCGGCGAGCGCGGGCGCGCUACCCGGACGCGCCGCCCACGGUGUCGGAGCUGGUGGAGGCGCACGCCAACCGCAAGGUCCUGAAGCAGCGGCGAGCGCGGGCGCGCUACCCGGACGCGCCGCCCACGGUGUCGGAGCUGGUGGAGGCGCACGCCAACCCGGGCUACCAGCACGAGGACGGCGACGGGCCCCGCGGGGCCGCGCUGCCCCCCGAGCCCGGCCCCCCCCCGCCCAACUACGACUCGCUGCGCGGGCAGCGCCCGGCCGCCCUGGGCCCCGACAGCGACGCCGAGAGCGAGUGA
Messenger RNA from Tinamus guttatus (white-throated tinamou), 2045 nucleotides. RefSeq names its product sodium channel epithelial 1 subunit beta (gene SCNN1B). Lineage: Eukaryota; Metazoa; Chordata; Aves; Tinamiformes; Tinamidae. The record is from RefSeq and is a predicted model, not a curated record. Gene Ontology annotation, cellular component: plasma membrane; sodium channel complex. Gene Ontology annotation, biological process: sodium ion transmembrane transport. Gene Ontology annotation, molecular function: ligand-gated sodium channel activity.